This is a messenger RNA of Setaria italica (foxtail millet), 1586 nucleotides long. Its product is annotated as methyltransferase-like protein 6. The record is from RefSeq and is a predicted model, not a curated record. Lineage: Eukaryota; Viridiplantae; Streptophyta; Magnoliopsida; Poales; Poaceae. The transcript is spliced from 7 exons. Bases 134 to 1108 code for a protein of 324 amino acids.
CCGUCGGAGGUUUACGCCUGCUCACCCCUUCCCGUACCUGCGGCGGCGGCUCCCCUCCCGGCCUCCCGGCGACUUGAGCUCCCUCGGUGAAGUCCCCGUGGAUCUUGCUAAUUCGGCAACAAGCAGGGCCUCCAUGGAAGUGGAAGAAGCGGGAGGCCAACUGGAGAACGCCGGCAAGGACGAGGCGGAGGCGGAGUACCAUUCACACGACUUCGAGUGGGAGGACCUCAAGGCGGAGGUGGAAUCCGACCCUGCCUUCUCCUACCACCUCUCCCCAUUUCGCGUCCCUGCCGCAAGCACUACCUCGCAGCCGCAGCCUUCGUCGGAGGCCUGGAGAAGUUUCCACCGUCGCCACGCGUCCGGCAAGUUCUUCAAGGAAAGGAGAUAUUUGCUUAAGGAAUUUCCUGAACUGCCUAACAGUAAAGAUUAUUCCAAGAUUUUAGAAGUGGGAUGUGGGAAUGGAAGCACCGCUGUUUCCCUACUACGGUCUAGUGAAAGCAUUACUGUCUUUGCUUGUGACUGUAGUAAAGACACUCUCGAGAAGGCAAAUGAGAUAAUAUCCAAUACAAAAGGGAUUGAUAUCAAGGAUAGGUUCCAGCCCUUUCUAAUGGAUGUUUCUAAAGAAACUUUUCCAGAUUGGCUAUGCUGCAUUGCCUGUAAAAGUUCACAUGAUGCAAGUCAUCAUAAAAUGAGAAAAGAGCACCCAGGCUUCCUGAGAGAGAAUCAAUGUUGUGUCGGCGGCAUGGAUUUUAUCACCAUGAUAUUCACAUUAUCAGCCAUACCCUUCGCCAUAAUGCCAAGUACUAUAGAGCAGUGUGUUUCUGUUCUGAAACCAGGUGGCCUCCUUCUGUUUAGGGAUUAUGGUCUUUAUGACAUGACAAUGCUUCGGUUCUUACCUCAUCAAAGAGUAGGGUUUCGGGAAUAUAUGCGGUCAGAUGGCACCUUGUCAUACUUCUUCACAUUGGACACUGUGAGAGAACUCUUUCAUGCUGCUGGGCUAGUAGAGUUGGAGCUGGAGUACUGCUGUGUCAAGUCAGUGAACCGAAAGAAUGGGAAGAAGAUGCAGCGGGUAUGGGUGCAUGGGAAAUUCCAGAAACCACCAAGCUGACGCCAACUGUGGCGGUAGCAACAUUAGAGAGGCGGUUUUGUCUGGCCACUUUGUUGCUCCAACAAAGCGCGGUGAAGAGUGAACGUUGUGUUCCCACAAACUUCUUCCUCUGCUGUGGAAAUUCAGUGGCCCUGCUUCAACACUAGCCAUUCUAGCCACCGAAUCAGAGUCCCUUUGCACGGACUGCCUGACCGCUCCUCAAUCCCUCUCCAUAGUUGCAUGCUAGCGUUCUCUCGGGUGGUUGGACUUGGAUUUGAUCUGGACCCGUUGCGUUGGAGUAUGCUGCAAGAAUGUCGUUUUGCGGCUUGCGGGAGAAAGCAAAUGAACUCUAGUGAGACAUGCUCAGACUUGAAAGCUCACACUGGAGUCCUUUUCCCGGUUUUGCUUUCAUGUAGGUAUGUAAGGUCAUCAAAUUUUGUUCAGACUGGCUUGAAAGUUUACUUCGUUUUCCUAAACAUGCUUGUAGAUCCAGCGUAAC